This is a messenger RNA of Brassica oleracea var. oleracea, 796 nucleotides long. Its product is annotated as immediate early response 3-interacting protein 1-like. Gene Ontology annotation, cellular component: endoplasmic reticulum membrane; COPII-coated ER to Golgi transport vesicle; Golgi membrane. Lineage: Eukaryota; Viridiplantae; Streptophyta; Magnoliopsida; Brassicales; Brassicaceae. The transcript is spliced from 2 exons. The coding region runs from base 109 to 345 and encodes 78 amino acids. The record is from RefSeq and is a predicted model, not a curated record. Gene Ontology annotation, biological process: endoplasmic reticulum to Golgi vesicle-mediated transport.
UCACGAAGAUUAUUACUUCCCUCGGUUCCGGCGGUUAAAUCUCACAGACGAUUCGAUUAUCUCCGUCACACGCCGUCUUCACCGUCGAAUUCUUCCCGCCGGGAACGAAUGGCUUUCUGGACAUUGAUAAAAGGUCUGCUCCUCUUUGCAAAUGCGUUUGCAAUCCUCAACGAAGAUCGUUUCCUCGCUCCAAGAGGAUGGACACUCGAAAAACUCCACCAAACCGGUAGAAGAAACUCUCCCAAAGGCCAAAUCAUCGGUCUAAUUUACGCCUGCCAGUACAUGAGAUUGCCCCUCUUGCUCAUCAACCUAGUAGUCAUCGCCAUGAAGAUUAUCGCCGGUUAAAGAUUUUGUGUAUAAACUGCAUUACAUAUCUAAUGUAGGAAGGUUCUCUUCUACCUAGUCAAAAGUAUCCCUUGUAGUCAAGUUGGGUGUGGAUCAUUUUACAUGCUGAAACAAACUAAUCAUGCCAAAGAGAAACAAUGUUGCAAAGUUCACACAUGAAAGGAAAACAAGUGGGCUACAUUACAUUAGCCAAUGAAGAAUCUACUUGAUUACAUAAAAGAUCGCGUAUCCUAAACACACACACAUAGAUAUCACAACACUUGACUUCACUUGUUUUCAUUUUGUGCUAUCAGUUUUACUCAUAACAGCUUCCAUUUUCUCCAUCUUCUCGUACUCGAACUCCUUCGUCUUGAUCCCACAUUCCUCCUGCAUCACCAUCGCAAGAUUGUUCCUUUUGAAAGCUGCCCAUAUAUGCAUCAAGGCGAAGAACACAAGCCCUGUAGAUCCAAAA